This is a messenger RNA of Nymphaea colorata (pocket water lily), 990 nucleotides long. RefSeq names its product V-type proton ATPase subunit F. Gene Ontology annotation, biological process: proton transmembrane transport. The transcript has 5 exons. Bases 447 to 839 code for a protein of 130 amino acids. Lineage: Eukaryota; Viridiplantae; Streptophyta; Magnoliopsida; Nymphaeales; Nymphaeaceae. Gene Ontology annotation, molecular function: proton-transporting ATPase activity, rotational mechanism. The record is from RefSeq and is a predicted model, not a curated record. Gene Ontology annotation, cellular component: membrane; proton-transporting V-type ATPase, V1 domain.
UUUUCCAUUCGAGAUUAUGGUUUUCUUAUGUCGUAGCUCCGAUUAUUCGUUGUAGUUUUCGGACGACGAAUUGGGUGUUCAUAUGUGUUUGUGGGACCAUUGGCAUAGUUCGUUGUUUUGGUUGUAAAUAAUCUCUUUGGUUCUUUAUUCUGUUGUUUGAUCCAUUGGAAAUUUUGGAGAAGGGAUUACUUCAGGCGAAGGAGGAUCAAUGAAUUGACCAGAGCCGACGGAGGAAUGGGUUUUUCUAUCGAGGGUGGCAGUGGUUGAUGGUGGAAUUUGUUGAUUUUUUUCCUUGGAUUUGGCUAGUGGGUGCUGUGGUAUUGUUGAGAAAGGCGCCAUCUCUUGGUAACGGACCAGAAGCAAAGGAAUCAAAGGAACGACAAUGAGAUAUCUGCUGGGGUGAAUCCAACUUGGUCGCAGAAGAAGAUUAACGAAUAGGAGGGUUCAUGGCAAACAGAGGCAAUAUCCCUACUAGCAACUCGGCGCUUAUUGCCAUGAUUGCCGAUGAGGAUACUGUCACUGGAUUCUUGCUAGCUGGCGUUGGGAAUGUUGAUCUUAGAAGGAAGACAAAUUACCUCAUCGUGGACUCAAAGACAACUGUGAAAGCAAUUGAAGACGCAUUCAAAGAGUUCACCACAAAGGAGGAUAUUGCUAUUGUGCUGAUUAGCCAAUAUGUUGCAAAUAUGAUAAGGUUUCUGGUCGACAGCUACAACAAGCCAGUUCCUGCAAUCUUGGAGAUUCCUUCGAAGGACCAUCCUUAUGACCCAAAUCAGGAUUCAGUUCUUUCCCGUGUGAAGUACUUAUUUUCUGCAGAGUCUGUGGCUUCCGGGAGGCGUUGAAAUUUCAACUUUUGCCUAUUGUAGUGUCCUACAGAUCACAUUUUAGCUCUCUUCUCUUUACCGUAUUACACUUGCGAUCUCUCUCUCUCUGUAAGCUGCUGCCUGCAAUUGCAUAGAGAAUUUUCCUUGAAAUAAAAAAAAAUGCUGGUUA